CUCAUGCAGUCAAACGUUAUUCCCUACCAGAUUUGGUAACGUUUCGAGUUACUAAAUUUGGUGGGGGAGAUAGCUUAGCACUCGGGAGGGCUAAAGAUUUUGUUUUUGCUUAUAACUUAAAUGAUUUAAUGGAAUGA
This is a messenger RNA of Paraglomus brasilianum, 137 nucleotides long. The record is from the annotation of a GenBank genome assembly. NCBI's taxonomy places the organism in Eukaryota, Fungi, Glomeromycota, Glomeromycetes, Paraglomerales, Paraglomeraceae.